Molecule: messenger RNA, 1981 nt
Organism: Danio rerio (zebrafish)
Lineage: Eukaryota; Metazoa; Chordata; Actinopteri; Cypriniformes; Danionidae
Source: RefSeq, a predicted model, not a curated record
AUGUCGGAUCUUCAUUCUGAGCUUUCACAAGCUAAGAGCCAAAGCAGCAAACAGAAGAUGGACACAAUGCAGAUGAAAGAGGAGCUGCUUUCAGUUAAAGAGUUGAAAGAAAAGCUGUCGUCUAACCUAACCAAGGCCACAGAGAGACUACAGGUGACCCUUAACCAGUUACACGAGCUGGAGGCGGAGAAACUAAUCCAAACCAAUCAGAUUACAGCGCUGGAGACUGAACGCUUGCAGCUGAUUGGAGAGAAGGAGGAGCUAAGGAAAACAUUUGAUGAUGGUCUUCAUGAAAAAAUUAAGCAGCUGGGAGAGAGAUGCUGCCAACUCAAGAAACAGCGGGACAAUCUGGAGCAAGAAAAUCAGCGUCUGCAAUUCAAACGUAAAGAACUGGAACAAAAAAUAGAAAGCCUGGAGGCGGGGCAGCAACACAAAAAAGAGGAGGAGCAUCAUAUGUGGGCGGAGUUUGAGCGGGAGAAGGAGGAAUUAAAGAAAGUGGCAGCUCACUGGAACGAGAGAUGGCUGGAUGUGGCGAUGACGUUAUGCUCAACUCAGGAAGAACUAGAUGUGCUCAAAAGUCAACAGCAAGAGAAAGACGGAGUGUCUUGUGAAGACCUGAAUGGAGAGCUGGAGGAGGAGCUACUUAGGUUGAGAGACAUGCUGAAGGUCAGAGAUGCUGAGCUGCAGUCUGUUCUCAAUCAGGAGUCACAACAGAGUAAUAAAGUCCAGAAACUGGAGAAGCUGCUCUCAAAGAAGGAAAAGGAAUUGAUGGAAAAAGAUCAAGAUCUGAAGAACCUGGAGACACAGAGGAUAACAGAGAAAACAGAGGCUCAGAUCAAGAUAUCAGCCCUGGAGCAAGAGAUUUUAGGACAUAAAAGACAUUCAGGACAGGAAGUGGUCAAGGAAUCUAGUCCUGAGUCACUGUCGGCCCUGUUGGAAGAAAGCAGGAGGCGAGCAGAAAGGCGUGAGCAAGAAAGAGACCAGGCCUUACAAAAACUGUGCGAUCUUAGAUGUUCUCAGAGUAAAGAAUGUCUACGAGAAAACCUAAAACAGAAACCUGCCCCUUCAGAACUUGCAAUUGAUCCCAAUACACAAAGGAGGCUGGUCACUGAGCAGCUGAAAAGUCUGUUCAGAGAGAGAGAGCAGUGUGGAGAAAGAUCUUCAGUGUUCCCAAGAAGACCUUACUUGGCUGAUAAUUUGGUCCAAAAUGCUUCAGAUAUUAAGAACUGGAAUGCUGUUGACGUGAACCAUCAGGGAAGAGAAACGCAGACACCGGAGCAAGAUCCCCAACAGGGGGCAGCAAAACCAUGUCCAUCCCAGAUCUCAGACGGAGGAUCAGACAGGUCUGCAGGAGGGGUGGAGGAUAAACAGCCAAUCAGCGUCAAGCAUUCCAGCAAGACUGCCCAGAUAUAGAAGAUACAGAAGGGUCCACUUGAAGAAUGGAGGGGGAUCAACUGCUGAAGUGAAGAUCAUCCAUUGUAAAGAAGACAACUUUGCUAAAUGCACCUUUAUUCCUGUUCUCCUAAGUUGAACUGCACAGCUAAGCUAAGCUAAUUUUCAUUGUUGUUUAACCUUCAAGUGACUGCUACAGGUGUGAGAUACAGUUCAGAUACAAAACACCAACAUGAUUUCAGAUGAAAUUCUACAUUUAUUAGUUUCUAAAACGAUGACUUUUUUAUAAAUAGAUUGUUUGAAUCUGAUGAUAUAUUAUUUACAUUAUGUGUGGCACAGUAGAUAUCGCUGUCACCUCACAGCAAGAAGGUCACUGGUUCGAGGCUAGGUCAGUUCCCACACAGAAAAAACCUAUAAAAACACAUAUGUUUUAUUAUAGGGUUUGAUAUAGGUUUUAAAUAUAUGUGCCAAAAUUGGGCGUUUUCCUAUAUUAUAUUUACAUAUAUGCAUGUAUAAUUGCAUACAUGUUCACCUAUAUGUUAGUAAAAUUAUUAAAAUCCAUAGCUGCUAGACAACAUAAAUAAAAUCU